AUGUGUCGAUGUGUCGCCCUCCAUACGUCGCGAAACAGACUCCGAAAUGGGGAAAUAUAAAUUUGCGGACUCCUGGUUGGAGAAGGAUGAGUUUAAACAAUGGCUGAAGCCUGUCGCUGAAAACAACCGCGAGGCUUACUGUACAUAUUGUAAAAAGAAGAUUAGCGUAGCCUCGAUGGGCAUCAACGCUGUCAAGUCCCACAUGCACGGUGCUAGCCACAAGGCCGCCGUUGGCCGCAGAGAGCAGUCGCAGCUGUCCAUCGCCAGUUUUUGUGCUCCAACAGCGACACCACUACCUAACACGACAGCUGAACUUGUCAAAACAGCUAUGACAGCGACCUCUGCCCCAUCAUCGGCCAACAUCAGGGUGGCUAUGGGCGGCACAUCAACGAUGCGCGCGGAGGUUAUCUGGUGUCUCAAUACUGCGGUGUAUCACCACUCACUGAACUCAAACGAAGGUAUUUCUGAUAUUUUCAAGUCAAUGUUUCCGGACUCGGACAUAGCUAAGACAUUCACCUGUGGCAAGGACAAAACUGGUUACUUCAUGAGAUUCAGGCUUGCAACCUUCUUUAAGCAGCAGCUCGUCGACACCAUCAACAAAGCGGGCCCGUUUGUGUUAAUGUUUGACGAGUCUCUCAAUCAGUCAACAAAGAAGAAGCAACUUGACGUACAUGUUCGUUUUUGGGAUGAUGACUGUGUCCAAUCCAGGUAUCUGGGCUCUCAAUUCCUGGGACACGGAACAGCUCAGGACCUGUUGCAUCACAUUAAAGAGUGUGUUGCAAAACUGAAUAUGAGGCAGCUUGUCUCCAUCAGUAUGGACGGCCCCAAUGUUAACUUGAAGUUGGGAGACCUUCUUCAGAAGGAGCAUGCAGAGCUGUACAUUUACAUUUUACAUUUACAUUUAUGCAUUUAGCAGACGCUUUUAUCCAAAGCGACUUACAUUGCAUUCAAGUUACAGUUUUUACAUUUUAUCAGCUCUUGCUUUCCCUGGGAAUCGAACCCAUGAUCUUGGCGUUGCUAGCGCCAUGCUCUACUAUUUGAGCUACAGGAAAGCUUUAUGGAGCUCAACUGGUCAAGGUUGGAAGCUGUGGGCUUCACACCCCCCACAAUGCAGUGAAGGCAGGCUUUACCAUGU
Molecule: messenger RNA, 1135 nt
Organism: Onychostoma macrolepis
Lineage: Eukaryota; Metazoa; Chordata; Actinopteri; Cypriniformes; Cyprinidae
Exons: 2
Coding region: 47-913 (288 amino acids)
Source: RefSeq, a predicted model, not a curated record